AUGUUUUCAUAUACUACAUGUUACACUGUUCAUGAACCAGAAGAAAGCUAAAUAUUCCCUCCUAAACUUCCCCUUCUUAAAUUGCUGUCACAUCACAUAAAGGGAAGAUGAAGCAAAGUAUACCAAGUAGGGGAUAUAGAGAUUUUGACAUACAAAGUAUUCAGUCAUGUCUCUUCCUACUUGGCUGAAUCUCAAGAUUAAUGCCCCUCAUUUUGUUUACAAGCCUACAUCAAAGCUCAUUCCAGCUUCUGUUCCAUCAAAGUUGAAUCUAUCAUAUACACAACAUUUUGAAUGUCCAAACUCUCUAAUUCCUCCAGCAGACCAGAAUGUUGCAGCAAUUGUGUUUGGAGAUGGAUCAAAUUCAAGACUUUAUCCAUUGACAAAGAGAAGGUCAGAGUCUGCACUUCCUAUCGCAGGGAACUACAGACUCAUUGAUGCAGUUGUUAGUAACUGCAUCAAUAGUAAUAUAAGGAAGGUAUAUGCACUUACACAGUUUAACUCUGCCUCUCUAAAUUCCCACCUUUCAAGAGCUUAUUCUAGUGCACGAAUCGGGAACGAAGCAUUAGUUGAAGUCAUUGCAGCUUAUCAGAGCCCUGAGGGCAAAGGAUGGUUUCAGGGAACUGCUGAUGCUAUAAGAAGAUGUUUGUGGGUACUAGAAGAGUACCCGAUCCUCGAGUUUCUACUGCUUCCCGGUUACCAUCUUUACAAAAUGGAUUUCCAGGAACUCUUAGAGGCUCACUGGAACAACAGAGCUGAUAUAACUGUUGCAGUGUUAAGUCGAACGAGGGAUAACGAUACAGAAUUUGGUACUUUCCAACUAAAUUCUGAAAAUCAAGUCAUUGCUUUCAAAGACAAUCCAGAGAAGCGAGUACAAAAUUCAGAGAAAUUGAAAGACAUUUCUCAUGAUAAUUUUGCCAGCAUGGAUAUCUAUGUUGUUAAUAAAGAUGCUAUGAUAAAGCUUCUGACAGAGUAUCAUCCUUUGGCCAAUGACUUCAGAAGAGAAGUUGUACCAGGUGCAAUUUCCUUAGGAAUGAAUGUAUAUGCACACAAAUUCAGCGGCUACUGGGACGAUAUCAGAAGCAUUGAAGCUUACUACCGGGCAAAUAUGGAAAGCAUAAAGAAUACAAAUAAGGCAUAUUGCAGCAUGUAUGACAAAGACUCUCCGCUAUACACUUUGCCUCGACACCUACCUCCAACUCAGAUAACUGAUGCUGUUAUAACGGACUCUGUGAUCGGAGAUGGAUGCUUUCUCAAUAGAUGCAAGAUCAGAGGUACAGUUGUUGGCAUGAGAACAAGAGUAGGUGAUGGAGCAACUGUUGAGGAUUCAGUAAUAAUGGGUUCCGAUACCUAUCAAGGCGGUCGCUUAGAGGAGGAUAUCCACAUUCCUAUUGGAAUUGGAGAAGGCACGCAAAUAAGGAAAGCAAUAAUUGAUAAGAAUGUGAGAAUUGGCAAAAAUGUUAAGAUUUUGAAUAGGGAAAAUGUCCAAGAGUGUAGUAAUGAAGAAAAUGGCUACAUUAUCACUGGAGGCAUAGUUGUAAUUUUGAAGGGUGCCAUUAUUCCAAAUGGAAGCAUUAUAUGAGUUUCGCUUUGGACAGAAAAUAUCAUUCUUUCAAUGAUUUGAUAGGAAUACAUAGCUGCAGGAAGUCAAAUUGUACACUGAGAAUUUUCUUUUCUUGAGACAUUUUAGUUCAGACUUAGAUAAUACAGAAUGAUGCUGUGAUGACUUGAAUUCAUGUGAAGGGGAAUAAAUUUCCAAAUUCUUGGAAUCUUUUAA
Molecule: messenger RNA, 1774 nt
Organism: Nicotiana tabacum (common tobacco)
Lineage: Eukaryota; Viridiplantae; Streptophyta; Magnoliopsida; Solanales; Solanaceae
Product: inactive glucose-1-phosphate adenylyltransferase small subunit 2, chloroplastic-like
Biological process (GO): glycogen biosynthetic process
Molecular function (GO): glucose-1-phosphate adenylyltransferase activity
Source: RefSeq, a predicted model, not a curated record